Molecule: messenger RNA, 5590 nt
Organism: Dreissena polymorpha
Lineage: Eukaryota; Metazoa; Mollusca; Bivalvia; Myida; Dreissenidae
Exons: 3
Coding region: 1571-3667 (698 amino acids)
Source: RefSeq, a predicted model, not a curated record
UGUUGAUGAAUUAUUUUGUAUGCCUUAGAAAUGUUAAUUUCUGCCUAUUCUUAACUAUUGUUUGGAAUAUAUUAAUAGGUAAAACAACAGAACUUCAUCAGCCUAGUGAAUGACAGUCUUCAGAGAAGAAAAUAUGGCUACAUCUGGAAAGAGAGCUUACAGAUCUACUAUGACUGCAAAGUUAAAAAAAAAUUUGAAGCAGAGGAGAGUAGUGAAGACAUAUGACAACCAUGUGGUGAUCCUUCUCUGCGUUAUGAAUACAACAGCCCAGAUAGUCCUAAGUUGACUCAACAAUGGAUGACAAGGAAAAUACAAGAACACCUUUUAAGACGAAGUCCACUACUGAGAACUUUGAUUGGAAAUCAUGGUGCUUCAUUUGUGGCGAAAAGUGCAGCCGUCAUAGGGACAAUACAUCAAGAGGUUUUAGCAGAAGUUGGUCGCUAGUUGAAACUUCUAUAUCUUCAGACUCUAACUCUAUAUAUCGCAAAGUGUUAAAUAUUGCUACUGCAAUAAAUGAUGUAGCCAUUAUUGACAGAUUGGCAAGUGUUCCAAAUGGUGAUCUUGUAGCCAUCGAGGCUCGAUAUCAUAGAAAAAAAGGUUGUUUGACUAAAUAUUACCAGUGUAAUACCUAUGCAUUUACCGGGCUGACACCUAAUAAAGCCACUACUAAAAAUCAAACAAUUUCAUACACAAUCAUAGCUGCGAAAGUUAAAAAUGAAUUUGAGCAUUCUAUUGUUGUUGAUAAAAAGGUUUUCUUCUUUCCUACAUUAAAAAAACGUUUUGUUGAAAUUGCUGAAUCAGAAGGAUGUUCAAAUGAUGCAAACUCUUAUAAAAGUUCCGAUUUGAAAAUGUUGUUAGAAAAAGUAUGGCCAGAGGUAUCCUUUAUUCAUCAGCAUGGAAAGCCUGACUUAGUUUGUUCUUCUAGUCUGACUAUAAAUGAUGCUGUUAGAAAGUCAAAGGAGCUAGAACAGGUCAUUCAAGAUGACAAUGAUUGUUCAUACGAUGAACUACCAGAGUCAGAGGAUGACACAGAUGAAACUGUAGUUCAUAAGGCUAUGGGUAUUUUGAGAAGACGAAUUAUAGAGAAUAAUCCUAAAUUGCAUGACUUCUUUUACGCUCCAGAAGAAAUGAAACUGUCAAAUCAGAAGCAGUUUGUGGAGCCUCUUUACAAGACAGUGUGUUGGUUAUAUGACAAAAAAUGCUACAAGGAAGCAUCUGAGAUGACCAAUACAAGAUGUCUAGCUGUUGCUUGUGACCUUACUACACUUGUCACGUCAAACCCAUCCCCUAAACACCUGGGCUUAGGGAUACACCUCUACAACGAGUUUGGCAGCCGCCAUUUGAUUGAAGAUAUGUACUCUCUUGGUUAUUCCAUCUCAUAUCCAGAUCUUCGGUUAUUCUUGACAUCAGCAGCCCAACAGAACAUUGCAUCACAUAAGGUAACAGACUCUGGUGGUAUUGUCCCAGACAAUAUACUACCUAGAGACCAAGGGGGGAAUCUGGUAGUGGCAGUUGCUGAUAACUGGGAUCUAAUGAGCGAACAGUUGAUGGUAAAAGCACGACUCAUGCGAUGACAAGCAUUUUGGUCAGCAGUGCGCCAGCCGAGUCAACGAGGAUUACACGUCUUCCGAAAUCAACAAGUAGGACGUUUGACAGUCAGUCACUUCCUGGUGGUGGCCUUUGUUGGAUUGUUCCAUACAGUAAACCUGCACAAAGACCACGACCAGUCUUUGAGCGCCCUGUAAAGCUGGAAGACAUAGAACCUACAGAGUCCAACAUUGUAAGACUUGCCAGACUGAGAGAGCUGCUAUAUUCUGUCGGGCGCAGUUCCAUUUUAUGUGACGAUAUAUCUGAUGAUCAGCAAAAUAUUCCAAACUGGAGUGUGUUUUCAUCACAAUUGAUCAGGAAAGAAAACAAAACAGAAGCCUCUACUAUAGCAUACAAUCCAAUCAUCAUGUCAAAACCCACAGACUACAGCACAAUAUAUACAACACUGCUUCGGGCCAAAGAAGUUGCCACCAGCCUAGGCCAGUCACAUAUACCUGUGGUGUUCGAUAUGGGACUAUUGACAAAAGCAUUGGAAAUAGAUUGGAGCCAGGAUAAGAAGCUACAAGGGGUGAUCCCAGUGGAAGGCGGCAUGCAUCUACUUAUGUCUGUUUUCGCAGGAAUCGGACAUCUGUAUGGAGACGCAGGUCUUAAGCAGCUGCUUAUUGAUUCAGGUACAUAUGCCCCAGCCACAGUAAAUAAUAUUCUGUUGGGUAAGGACUUUGAUAGAGCACUUACAGCAUUCAAGUUGGUUGACGAAGCUUUGUACAACCGGUUACUUAUCAACUUUGACGCCUGGUGUGCAAAGAACAACAAGAAUAUGGCCAGCGAAGUAAGAAUGAUGCUAUCAGACUUCCGAAGCAUGCCUACUGACACCUAUGCAGAGUCAUUGGACAGAUUUGUUGACACCCUGUCAAACUACCUGACGCCGUAUUUAGAAGAGUUCAGGGAAGAGGGUCGCAAUUUAUCAUCUACAUUUUCGCUUUGGGAUGACUAUCUUGCAAAAGUUUCAACCCCACUAAAGUUACUGAUCGCGUCAACUAGGUCUCCAAACUGGACAGUAUACCAACAUGCCAAAUUGCAGCUGAUGCCUCUAUUGUUUGCAUCAAACAGAACAACCUAUGCGAGGUACAUGACGGUCCAAUGGCUUCAAAUGAACAUGCUUCCCCAAGAUGUAAAAGAAGGAUUUCUUGAAGGUUUUUACACUGCAAAGUUGUCUUCUGGUACAUUCAAUAAUGUUUGGCUGGAGUAUGCACUUGAAGCAACCCAGAACAAAGAUCUCAAGGGAUCAGGUGGGAAAGUAGGACUCACCCUGCGGGAGAAUGCCCUUGCACGUUGGUUUCUUGCACGACCAAUAUCAUCAAGAUACUCUGCAGUAUUCCAUGACAGCAUACACGCUACCAGCAAGCCAGAUGAUAAAAAACAUAACAAUGACAGUAACAGCAAACGAAAUCAGUAUGACAAAGCUGUCAUGUCAAUGACAAACAUCUUUGAUGGUAAUUUCAUAGACCCAUUUGAUGUUACUAAAACCCCUGAGCAAUUGAUCAACUUUGCCACAGGAGCACAUGCCAAUGAAGAUGUAGAGCUAUCUAUGAAGAACUGUUUGACCAAAGGCUGUGAAUUAUUUGAAUCAUUUGUUACCGAAGGACUUGUAGAGAAGAGCGAUGGGACAGAAGCACCUGAAAAGGACUUUUACAGCCCUAUGCCAAGAAGCAAGAUAAAAUCCAUGUCUGAUAUGAAUUCAAAACCAUCACAUAAGAAGCAAAAGGCUAAACUUAUAAAUGGUACAGUAAUGUUUCAGUGUUUGUUGGCAAUCAACACAUACAAAAAGGUUCCUUCUGAGCGCGUCUUUGCUUUUGAAAAUACAGCAGUUCCCAUGAGCAUGUUUACGGAUGAUGGAAAGAUGAUCAAAACCAGAAAAUCUGACUUCAUGAAAAAACUAGAAGAACUGCUACCUGAAUCACAAACGAUGACAAGCGAUCCUUUGGUGGUGAUAUUUGACGGUAUGGCGCUUGUUCAGAUAUUACCAGCACCAUCUGAACUGGCAAACUUCAAAAGCAUGGCAUCUGCAUUUCAUUCAUAUGCAUUGAGAAAGGCUCGUGAAUCGUCUUCACAUGUUUAAGCCAUCCACAUAGUAUUUGAUAAAUACAGCGAAGGCAGCAUAAAAUCUCAAACAAGACAAGAAAGGGGUGACCUGAAUAACAACAAAACAGGCAAUAUUCAUGUUCAAGGAGAACUUUACAUCCCAAACGACUGGAAGAUGUUCCUGCGCAGUGGAUCAAACAAAGAACGCAUUAUUGAAUACUACACAAGCUACAUUACAGAACAUGCAUGUGAUGAGCUGAAUUCUCACGAAACCUUGUUCGUCAAUGGCGGAAAACACCUUCACUGUUUUCAAAUAUCACCAGAUUCUAGCACUCAAAUUUCAGCACUUAAUACCAACCAGGAAGAGGCUUAUACAAUGAUGAUCCUGCACUCCAAAUAUGAGGCAGACAGAGGAGCCACAUCUCUUGUCAUUCAUUCACCUGACACUGACGUUCUGGUCUUAUUGCUGCACCAUUACCAGAACAUAGGCGCUCCAUAUGUAUUCAUGUCAACAGGUAAAGUUACGACUCAUACUGAUUGCAGAAGGCUUCUACAGUCUAGACAAUUUUCCAGAAAUUGACAACUGAGCAACUUAAAAUUCUGCUUACCGUUUAUUGUUUGACGGGUUGUGACACAACGAGCGGAUUUUAUGGAAAGGGCAAACGCAAAGCAUUCAAUAUGAUGAUGGACAACUCUCACAAGUAUCAACAUCUGAAUGAUUUGGGUCUGGAGCUGAUGUUAACUGAACCUCAAAAAUUAGCCUGUAACAAAUUUGUUACUGAUAUGUAUGGUGGAAACAGUCGACAAACUCUACAUCAGUUAAGAUGCCUCAAAGCCAAAGGUUCUGUUCAACCUAGAAAUUUACCACCUACUGAAAAUAGUCUAUCACUACAUCUCCUGAGGUGUGUAGUACAGCUGUGGAUAUGGCGUCAUGCUACGACACCACAGCAUCAGAUUCCAUCAUUGUUUGUGUUUGGAUAUGAAUAUGACACACAUGGGCUUGGAAUAAGACCAAAAAUGAUGAGCCAACCGGCAGCAGCUCCAGAGUUGCUCAAUGAUUUGGUUUGUAAUUGUAACAUUUGCAUUGAAACAUGUGCAUGUUUCAGAAACAAGCAGCCAUGUACAGUGGCUUGUAAUUGUGAAGGAGACAUUGAAACAGAAGAUACAAUGUGCACAAAUAUAUACACCCUGUCAUCCAUUUUUGGUCAAGAAUUGGAAUCGUCAGAUAGUGACCAAUCAUGAACUCUAGCACAAUAAUUUUAAAGGGUUUUAAUAACAAAGUUGUUACCAUUAAUGACAUUGGUUUAACUCUGUUCUAUUGUGAAUUAUAAUAAUACAUUUUUUUAAGUUAAAUUCUGAGUUAUUUUCAACUUAGUUUAACUAUGAUUGUAUAUGUCAUGCUUCAAAUACAUGAUUAUGAAUCGGAAUUUAGUAAGAUCAUAUUUCCUUUUUUGUAACUCUUUAAACAGAUGGUGCAUUUGUAAUAACAACUGUUAAACGAUUACAUAGUGACUAGUUACUUUAUGCACAUGAUAUGGAAUAUGAUACAGGAGUUGUUUUUUAAUGUUUGUUACUUGAAAACAUCAUUUGUAAUUUGCAUCAUUUGUAUUAGUAAAUUCAAUGUAAAACCAACAUUUGUAAAUAACAUUUAUGAGUGUGUAUCAAGCACUCAUACCUGGUGCAUUGAUUGUUGAAUAAAUAUGAUGUACAGAUGGUUCAUUUGUAAUAACAACUGUUAAAAGAUUACAUAGUGACUAGUUACUUUAUGCACAUGAUAUGGAAUAUGAUACAGGAGUUGUUUUUUAAUGUUUGUUACUUGAAAACCUAAUUUGUAAUUUGCAUCAUUUGUUUUAGUAAAUUCAAUGUAAAACCAGCAUUUGUAAAUAACAUUUAUGAGUCUGUAUCAAGCACUCAUACCUGGUGCAUUGAUUGUUGAAUAAAUAUGAUACAUGGAACACUG